Messenger RNA from Megachile rotundata (alfalfa leafcutting bee), 2046 nucleotides. It is a transcript of the gene RpLP0-like, whose product is annotated as ribosomal protein LP0-like. Gene Ontology annotation, molecular function: RNA binding. The record is from RefSeq and is a predicted model, not a curated record. Gene Ontology annotation, biological process: ribosomal large subunit assembly; rRNA processing; ribosomal large subunit biogenesis. Gene Ontology annotation, cellular component: preribosome, large subunit precursor; nucleolus. NCBI's taxonomy places the organism in Eukaryota, Metazoa, Arthropoda, Insecta, Hymenoptera, Megachilidae.
UAUUUGCCAUUUGUAAAUUUGCGCCAUUUUCUUUGAAUAGAACCCAUGUUAAAUAACUUGUAUAUCCGAAUAUCGAAGCACGUGCUCAGCCGAGUGAUAUCGUACAUCGUUAAUUUAUAUUUUAUUAGAAUUUGUAACAUAGUUUUCUGAUAACAUGCCAAAAUCAAAAAGAGAUAAAAAAAUAUCUCUCACUAAAACGAGCAAGAAAGGGCUUGCCCUGAAACAACAAAUUGUAGAGGAUGUUAGAAAUUGCGUUGAAAAAUAUGUCAGAAUAUUUCUUAUAUCCGUUCACAAUAUGCGAAACAACAAACUUAAAGAUUUACGAGCGGAAUGGAAAGACAGUCGAUUUUUCUUUGGUAAAAACAAAGUGAUAGCGUUAGCCUUGGGUAAGUCAUCGAAAGACGAAGUUACGGAAGGUAUACAUAAAUUAUCGGCGGCAUUAAAAGGACAAUGUGGUUUACUAUUUACCAACCGAAAGAAACACGAGGUAUUGAAAUGGAUGGAAGAGUACGAAGAAGCUGAUUAUGCUAGAUCAGGUUUUGUUGUACAAGAAACUAUAACGUUACCCGAAGGUCCUAUGCCUGAUUUCCCCCAUAGCAUAGAACCUCAUUUAAGACAAUUGGGUAUGCCUACAGCUUUACAAAAGGGUAUAGUAACAUUAAUUAAGGAGUAUACAGUAUGCAAAAGUGGACAAACGUUAACUCCUGAACAAGCACGGAUUUUGAAAUUGCUGGAUAAACCCUUAGCCACUUUUAAAAUGAUACCAUUAGGUGUAUUUUCCAAGAAACACGGUUACAAGAAACUUGUAUCCGAAGAUGAUGUUAAAGAAAACAUUGAAGGACAAAUGGUGGUAGAAGAAGAAGAAGAAAAAGAAGAUAAUACGUGAUAUUAUAUACUAUCGGUGUUUAAAAAAUUCACAUAAUAGCACUGGCAAAAUGAGCGAUAUAAAUUCUAACGAAAGAAGCAGCACAGUGUUCGUCGAUUCUCUAAAUGCAUCCUAUAACGAAGAAAAUAGGAAACGUAACAGACGAAAAUCAAAGUACGAGGUAAAUAUCGAUAAUCAAUAGAGCAAAUAAAUGUUGCGUUGAAAAAAUUUUACGAGAUCUUUUCCGUGAAUAAAUUGACUUAAUUAGGGGAUCAAAACACGAUGGCCAAGUAGAACUUCAAUAAAUGCUUUGUAACGAUAUCGGAGAGUAUAUUUUCCAAAACGCCAUUCAAGUUGAACUUCAAAAUAGUCGUGUUUCUUAUAAACAUAUGUGCUACUCAGAUUUUAUUAUGGAAAAUAAAUAAGUCGAUGAUAUUCGCAAAAAUUCAUUAUCGUUUUUAUAUUAACUUACCAUUUAUUCAUAUUUAAACCUUCAGAAUAUAUAUGAUUAUAACAUACGAGACUUUAUGCUAUAAUACGUAGAACAAAAUACGUGGAGCUAGAAAAAGUGCAAAGCACUCUGUUACGUUGCAAAACUUGUAUCUUUAUCGUCUUUGGUCCGAUAACAUAUUUAAUAGACUCGAGAUUUAAGCAUAACAAUAGUGUUACCCAGUGUAUGAUUAAAAACCGAGAAGAAUGUAAAAAUUCAUAAAACACCAAAGGAUAUGUAAUAUUGUUUAAAGUUGUAUUUAUUUUGUAAACGUUUUAACUCGAUCAUGCAGUAUUUAUUUUUAUUGCGAGAAAGCAUUUCAGGUCUUAAUUUGCAAUAAUUACUACGGAAUGCUUUGAAAUAUUACGAGUUGAUAUAGAUAGAACACGUACAAUCGGGUGCAAUUUCAUUGUUGUUACUUCUUUGAUUAAAAAUUCGUUAAUACAUAACAAUUUGAAAAUACCGCCUACGUAAAUACAUACAAAAUUAUCUUACAAAGUAUCCUAUGAACGAAAUUAUAAAUAAAUUUUAAUUUAUUUGUACCAAGAGUAACAUACUUAAUAACAGAAAUAAAAAAUACUACCCAAAAUUAAACCUCAUAAUUCGCACAUCCAUACGUUCGUGCCGGUUGGUUAUUACGUAUUAUAGAAUGGAUGCGAUACGUAUAAUUAUUAUUGUUGUUAAUAUUCAU